Messenger RNA from Castor canadensis (American beaver), 3135 nucleotides. The record is from RefSeq and is a predicted model, not a curated record. NCBI's taxonomy places the organism in Eukaryota, Metazoa, Chordata, Mammalia, Rodentia, Castoridae.
AUGACUAAUGUGAAUCCAGAAUCCCUCCCUCCCCUCCCUGCACCCUCCUCCUCCAGCCCUUAUUCCUUUCUCCCACCCCAGACACCCACUUGCUCUCCGACCUCCCCUUGUGACAAUGGGGUCAUGUUGUACUUGUCUCACCUAAGCAAGAAGGAGCUACGAAUGUUCAAGCAGCUGUUAAUGAACAUGAAGCUCAGACCUGGCUCUGUCCACAUCACUUGGGACCAGCUGGAGAGAGCCAGUUGGGCAGAAGUAGUCCAUCUCUUGAUAGAGCACUUCCCUGGAAGACUAGCUUGGGAUGUGACUUGUGACAUCUUCACCAAGAUGGACCAGAAGGAAAUGUGUUUUCUGGUACAAAGAGAGCUAAACAGCAUCCUACCCACCUUGGAACCAGAGAAUGUGGGUCCAAUAGGAACACGAAUGGCUUUGAAGGAGGAAUGUGAUAAAAUGCAAGAGUACAGAUUGCAUGUUAUGGAAACAUUUUGCCCCAUAUGGAACAAGACAGCUUGGCCUGGAAACCACAAGGACUUCUUGUACCAGGAUGUACACAGACACAAGGAGCUCUUAUCAUGUUUAUUUCUACCACAAAAACCUCAGGGCAGACAGCCCAAGACCGUGGUCAUUCAGGGAAUUCCUGGGAUUGGAAAAACAACCCUGGCCAGAGAGGUGAUGGUGGCGUGGGCACGAGAUGAGUUCUACUCGCACAAGGACUGGCGUGCUUUCUUCUUCUGUUGUGAAGACCUGAACCGAGUAGCAGAGCAGAGCUUCUCAGAGCUGAUUGAGCACAAGUUUCUCUGGUCACAGCAUCUCGUGUCAAAGGUUUUGUCCAAACCAAACCAACUUCUCCUUGUCUUUGAUAGCUUUGAGGAAUUCACAUCUCCCCUCAUCAAAAGACCAGAUGAUCUGAGUGAAGACUGGACCCAGAAAUUGCCUGGUUCUGUUCUCCUCAGCAGCUUACUAAGCAAAAGGAUGCUUCCAGAAGCCACACUUUUGAUCAUGGUCAGAUUGACCUCCUGGCCAACUGUCAGACACUUGCUGACAUGUCCCUCAAUCGUCACCCUUACUGGGUUUAACAGGAUUGAGAGAAUCAAAUAUUUCAGGGAAUAUUUUGGAAAUACGGGGGAGGUGGAUCGAGUUGUGAAUUUUGCCACAGAAAAUGCAAUUCUGUUCUCCAUGUGUCGGGUCCCUGUGGUUUGCUGGAUAGUUUGCUGUUGUCUGAAAGAGCAAAUGAAGAAAGAAGGAAAUCUCACACAGGUUUGUCCAAAUGCCACAUCUGUGUUCGUCUUAUAUCUUUCUACCUUGUUUCUGACCACAUCUAAGAACCUUUCCAACCGAACUCGCCAAGAACAACUGGAAAGUCUUUGUCACUUGGCUGCAAGGGGCAUGUGGAAUGUGAAGUGUGUGUUUGGGAAGAAGGAUCUUGAGCGAGCCAUGGUGGAUGAGCCCAGUCUCACCUCCUUUGUCGAGGCGAAUAUUCUUCAAAGGGUUAAAGGUCAUAGGGACCGCUAUAUCUUUGCCCUCUUCAUUUUCCAGGAGUUUUUUGCUGCCUUAUUUUAUGUUCUCCGUUUUCCACACAGACUGAAAAGUUAUCAUGUGGUGGGCCACAUGGAAGUCCAGUGUCUGAUUGCAAGUCCCGGAGGAAGCAAAAACUUCCUAGCUUCCCUGGGACUUUUCUUAUUUGGCCUUUUGAAUUCUGCAUGUGCAUCAGCCGUGGAGCUGUCCUUCCAGUGCAAGGUGUCCUUGGACAAUAAGAAGAAAGUGCUGAAAGUUGUAGCUCAGUUGAAUGAAUACAAGCCGCCUCCUCCAUGCUGUGGGGUUCCACAGUUCUUCUACUGUCUGUCUGAAAUCCUGGAGGACGCCUUCAUCAGCCAGGCACUGAAGGGUUACUGCAGUGCCCCUUUGAAACUUGACAGUGAAAAAGACAUCCAAGCAUCUGCUCUUUGCCUAAAGCACUGUCGAGAUCUAAAGGAGGUGGAGUUGACUAUCUCAGAGAACCUGUUGAAGGAGCAGUGGCCUGGCCCAGAGAACACCAUCCAUGUCUCUGAGAUAAGAAACCUGUACUAUGGAUACUGGCAAGACAUCUGCUCUGUGUUUGGGACAAAUGAGGGUUUGGAAGUCCUAACUGUGACAGAUACUACCAUGGAACCUGAGUUUGUGAAGGUUUUUACCACUGCAUUGGGACAUCCCCGUUGCAAACUACAAAGGCUAUCAUUAAGGCACGUGGGAAACAGCAUGUUGUAUGAAGACUUAUUCCAUGUUUUGAUUGAAAACCUGCAUCUAAGAUACUUGGAGAUACAACACACAGAGAUGGGACAGGGAGCCAUGAAGUCUCUGUGUGCAGCGUUGAAAUUCCCCGAGUGUCAUCUGCAGAGUCUUAGGUUGGAAGACUGUGUGGUCAGCUCUAGAGACUGGAUGGAUCUUGCCAGUGAUCUUCAAGGGAACACACGCCUGCGGACACUCCUGCUGAGAAGCAAUUUCCUAGACAGAUUUGGGGCACUUUUCCUGUCAGCAGAUCAUCUCAAGAGGCUCGCGUUGGAGAACUGUAACAUCACAGAGGUCUCUUGUGAAAGUCUUGCCUUGUCUCUCAGGCAUAGAAAAAGGUUGACUCACCUAAGCCUGGCAGAGAAUGCCCUGAAGGAUGAAGGGGCAAAGCACAUCUGGAAAGCCUUGGGCUGCUUGACAUGUCCUUUAAAGAGACUGGUCCUGAGAAACUGCGCUCUGACCUCAGUUUGCUGUCAAGAAAUGACCUCUGCUCUCAAAAACAAUAAAACCUUGAGAAGUCUCGACCUUAGUCUUAACAACCUGAAGGAUGAAGGGGUAAUCCUGCUCUGUGAGGCACUGGUGCACCCUGGAUGUGACCUACAGAUUCUGGAGCUGGAAGGGUGCCUGUUCACUUCCAGUGGCUGCCAGGCACUGGCUUCCAUGCUGCACAGCAACAGGAAGCUGAGAUAUCUGGACUUGAGCCAGAAUGACAUCGGAGUGGCCGGCAUGCUAAUCUCGGGCAGAGACUCCUCAGGCCAAAGGCAGACAGAAAAGGCAGAGGAAAGCAAAUGGCAAGUGGAUGUGCAGACAAGACUGAUGGGCCCUGCAGUAGACGAGGGCUUCCUGCGGAUCUUACAGGACUGGUGUGCCUAG